GGGCAGCUCGGGAGGGACCGCGGCCACCGGCCGUCUGCUCACCCUGCCUGCUCAGGCACGGUCACUCUAGGGCACCUGGCGCAGCACUGUGUCCUGGCGGGUCUUGAGUGUCUCCGGGGAGGGAGGCCCCUCAAUCUCUUCGGGCAGUCCGAGUCUAAUUCAGUUUAUACUCGUUAUCCUCCUUAAGGAAAUCAGCUCGCCGAGGGUUAAAUGAAUGUUUCUGAGGUUGUGGUUCGCCACUCAGGGCCCCGAGGGUGACUGUCCAUUUCUUUAGAGGAACGCUGUGAGUUUGCCUUUUAUAUGGCGAAUAAAACCUCUCCCCACCCCCGGUAUCUUCGAUCUCAGAUUGUUUGUUAAAGGAGAAAGAAAACCUUGUUUUCCCGGAUAUUUCUUCGCAUGAACAGAGUCAUAGCUGUGACUAAUUAUACAGACUUAAAUGAAUACAAUGAACAACAACUAAAAAACCAAAAAGCCAAACCCAACCAGCUGGCCCCGAUGCGAUUGUAUACACUGUCCAAAAGGCAUUUUGUUCUGGUCUUUGUAGUAUUCUUUAUUUGUUUUGGUCUGACAGUCUUCAUAGGAAUAGCAGGUCCUAAUGUAAUUGAAACUUCUGUAGCAAGAACUGACUUAAAUAAUAGCCUAAAGCUGAAGCCAUUUAAUUUAAGUUCACCGCCACUGUCAACUUACAACCAGCAGCUGUGGCUGACCUGUGUGGUUGAGUUGGAUCAGCACGAUGUAUCCCUCAAGAAGAAUGUGACCAUGACAGUCAAAGUCCUGGGGGUGGUGAAGGAUGGAAGCACACCAUACGUUAACAAUCAAGUUCACAAUCGGACGAGGUUACUCAGUUGUGCACAAAAAUGCAGUGAAAUCAUUGUUGUUCACCUGGGCUAUCUGAACUACACUCAGUACAACAUAUUUGUUAGCUUUGAAGAUCUAAACAAGUUAACCUACACCAUCCAGAAUAUUACUUUCACUUGGAAGACGUAUAAUCCAACCUUUUCACAAGUGGAAAUAUGGUUCCGAUUUGUCUUUGUAGUUCUUACUUUUAUGGUCACGUGUCUGUUUGCACAUUCCCUGCGGAAAUUCUCCAUGAGAGACUGGGGUAUUGAGCAGAAAUGGAUGUCCAUCCUACUUCCUCUCUUGCUGCUUUACAAUGAUCCAUUUUUCCCCCUUUCUUUUCUGGUGAACAGCUGGUUUCCUGGAAUGCUGGAUGAUCUAUUCCAGUCACUGUUUCUGUGUGCACUGUUGUUGUUCUGGCUUUGUGUCUACCAUGGUAUAAGAGUACAGGGGGAAAGGAAGUGCUUAACUUUCUAUCUGCCCAAAUUCUUUAUUGUUGGACUGUUGUGGCUGGCCUCUGUUACACUGGGAAUAUGGCAAACUGUGAACGAAGUACAUGACCCUACAUAUCAAUACAGGGUUGACACAGGUAAUUUCCAGGGAAUGAAAAUCUUCUUCCUUGUGGUGGCAACCACGUACAUUCUCUACCUUUUGUUCCUGAUUGUGAGGGCAUGUUCAGAACUUCGAAACAUGCCUUAUGUUGAUCUCAGGUUAAAAUUCUUGACUGCAUUAACCUUUGUAGUGCUUGUCAUUAGCAUUGUUAUACUCUACCUGCGCUUUGGAGCACAAGUUCUACAGGACAACUUUGUUGCUGAGCUGUCAACUCAUUAUCAGAACUCAGCAGAAUUCUUAUCAUUUUAUGGGUUAUUGAACUUUUAUCUCUACACAUUAGCCUUCGUGUAUUCCCCCUCGAAGAAUGCACUGUAUGAAUCACAGUUGAAAGACAAUCCUGCUUUUUCUAUGCUGAAUGAUUCAGAUGAUGAUGUGAUUUAUGGGAGUGACUAUGAAGAAAUGCCUCUUCAGAAUGGCCAAGCUAUUAGAGCAAAGUAUAAAGAAGAGUCAGACAGUGAUUGAUUGACUGGUUUCAGUGCAGACAGACUUGUGCCUCUGGAGUUCAGCCAGUUCUGAAGUUUUCCUAGAUGGACAACUUCUUUGGGUUCCUACAGUCUGCUGUCAUCUGAACACCAACUCCCAGGAAGGACAUCCUGCUUCUGUUUCUGUUUACAAGGAUAAAACUCAGAAAACAAAUGAUGGAAGUGGUUGUAGUGAAAACUGAAGAAACCAAAAUUUUUACAUGUCUUAUAAAAUGCCUAAUAGCUGGAUGUCAGUGGACUAAAAUCUUCAUCUAUUUCAGUUUAAAAUACUCACAGAUUGUGUACUGAGUUUCAAAUUGCUUCCUUGCUGCUCAGUUUUAGAUUUUUCCUCUUUUUUUUUUUUUUUCUUUAGGAUGAGGUAUAACAUACUGCCAAAUCUGUUGCAUUUUACAUUAGCUGUUUUGUAUGGUGUCCACAGUGGUAUGAAGUGCCUCAUUUCCCUUUGAAUUUUCUACCUUAGCCUUUUAAGCUGGAGGCAGACAAUGAUGUGUUUUGGUUUGGUGUUUUUGUUUUGUUUUGUUUUGUUUUUUUGUUGGUUUUUUUUUUUUGUUUUAUCGGUGCAAGAAGACACAAGCUUUCUAUUCUUCCUUCAAAUAAGUGAUACAGACUUCAGGCCAUUUAAAAAAUACAUUUCAGUAAGUUUACUGGAUUCAUAAAUGCAAGAUAUGGGCAAAUAGGCAAGUUUUAAUGAGCCAGAAUAAUCUCAGUGGUGCAAAAUUAUUUGUAUAAUACGUGUUUCAUGACAUGCUUUACUGCCACAGCAGAAGUGUCUGUGUUGGUUUUUUUAAACAGCCCUUUCAAAUGGAAAUGUAUCAAUAACAACAAAUCUCAGAAGGAAGCCAGUACUGGCUUUUUACUGGUCUGGUAUGCUGGAGGAGAUUGUUACUUGCAGAGAAUAAAAUAUGAAAGUUUUCUAAGGAAUUACAGUUUCAAAUUUCCAAACAUUUCAUUUUUAGAGGUUUUUUUUCACUACAUGAGUUUUCCCUUAAGUUGUAUUAAUACAUAGUUACUCUACAUACUAGGAACAGUUGUGGUUGCUCAUGUAUUGAAUGUGCCUGAGUCAGCUUGUGAGCAUGUUCUGUGUACAGUUCAGCUUCUUUGUCAUAUCGGUCACCGUCUGUAUGAUGGGAACUUUUACUAGCACAUUUUGUGGUUAUCUGUAUUCCAGUCUGUGCUGGAACAAAGUUUUAUGGGAAUUAAGUAUUCCUUGUACAAUGCUGCUGUUUCUCUAGAAGUUGAUUUUCUCCUACACCAUUGUUUGGUUCUUUAUUUAAGAUGUUGGUUUGUAACUACUUUUGUUUUCAGAUACUUGACCUUUCCAAAAUUAUCUCCUUUUUUCAUGUACUUAUAACGGAGAUUUACUCUUGUAAAAUUUCUCUGCCCUGCUGCUUUAGAAGAUUCCCAAAAGCACUGUUAAUCUACUACGAUAUGGUGCUGGGUUGCAGCCAGGAAUUGUGCUCAUCAUUAAAGUAGUUUAAGCAGAAUAGUGCAAUGAAGUCCUGCUAGACUUGCUGAAUCAUAGUGGGAAAAAGGAGAUUUGUUGUGCUGUAAUGCAACAACGGCUCUAGACUGUGCCCAUUGCAAUGCCCUGCUGGUGGAUGUUCAAGAUCACAAAGGGGAGGCUGCACAAGGCAGCAACUCACUCAGAGAGGACCAAAGGAACUGAUUUGUGUGAUUGUGCCCUUGCUGUCAUGGAAUAGUUUGGAUUAAAUCAGUGCUCUGUUAAAGAUGUGUCGUGAGACAUUGUGUGUGUGUGUGAGAGAGAGGGAAAAUGUUCUAAAAUUAUGUAGCGCUGUGAAAUUUUUUGGAGAGUAUCUGAAAUUAAAACCUUUUUGUGCCAGGGAUCAUUUCAUUGUUAGAAGCCAAAGCACUGUUGUAUGGCUAAAGCAAGGAAAUUGCUGGGGAGGAAAAGCAGGUUUUCCCCUUUAACUUCUUAAUCAGUAUUACUUUAGAAGAACAUAUAGGAAAACACUAAAGAAAUAAUUCAAGUUAGUGGUAGUUUUCUUUCCAGAAAACUGUAGUAAAAUGUACCUUCAUCAGCACUUCUUUUUAGACUAUUUUGAAAGGGUAUGGGAGAUUCUCUGUAUCCUGAAAUUGUCGAGUCCAUUCUCAUUUUUACUAUUUCUGAGAUAACUCUCCCCAUUUGAACGUGCAGAAUCAGACUUGGCAACCAAUCUGACAUUGUUUACAUAAGCCAAAUACUUUCAAGUUCCAUUGGAGUAACAGUGGGAACAGGAAAUAGGUUUUCAAAAACUGAUAUUUACACAAUUCUUACAUACUCGAAUAUUUUUCCUAUGAUAUUGUCUAAUUCUCUCCUAAAUUGUUAUAAAAGGUAAAAUUUGACCAUUGUGCAAAGUACAUCAAUAUUUCUUGUCACAGUCUGAACUGGUUGUUACAGUUAACUCUCAAAUAGUGUCUUGGGAUUUCAUUAACUAAAAAACAUAUUUUUAAUAUAAUUUGGAGAUUAUUUUUUCUACGCUGUUUUCAACCCAUUUCUCUUGCUGGUUUGUUUGAAUAAACUUCACUAGAUCACUACAUUCGAAGUGGAAAUAGAAAAGCUAAGAAUGGGAAAUGUGUAUUUAAAGUAAGUAUCUCACUAUGAACAUAGUGAGAAUAAUUUCUGUGGUUAUUUUUAGAGAUUAUAUUUAAGCAUAUAUUUUGCAUGUUUACCAUGCAAAAUAGCCUUCUAUUUUGGAAGUGCUACAGUGUUAUGGUAGCUUGGUUGAAUCGCUGUUGCAUCAAAUUCAAUAUACAGUAAGAUGGCAAAAGCAAUGAAGCAGAUGAGGAACUAGUUUUGCUAGCAAUACUCCUCUUAUUUCCAUGAUUGGAGAGCAGAGACAGUAUUUGAAGAAUAUUCCAAUGUGGGCUGUAAACAGUUUGGGAGUAGGUGGCAUAAAUUAAUCUCUGAGUAAAGUAUUGAAAUCUAAGGGUCAAACAGAAGAAAUCUUUUUAAGAAAUUAGCCUGGCUUUCCUUUUAUUGCUGCUAAAGUAAUUAUUUCCAUAACCACUGCAACUGUACAAAACAAGAAAUGUACACAGGAAGGCCCCACAGCACACAGUGAUCCUGGCUCUAGAGGAAACAUCCAUCAAUAAUUGCAAGACUUCCACGUACACAGUGAUUACAAGGGACUUCUAAGAAAUCAAUAAUUGAGUGCAAGCCAGUCAUAGCAACUACUUUCUGUAGCAUUUGCUUUACAAAUACAGUUGGUGUAGAAAUUGGUGGAAACUUUCCUGGGACUGGCAAAGAGGCAGCUUAACCCCAGUGAGAAACAGCUUGUGCACUGGAUCUGUGGUACCAAUAUUGGGGAGAACAGUUCCAGCUAGGAAAGACUUCGAUCUGUAGUCUUUCUCUGAGCCAAAUAACAACAUUUCAUCCAUAGUCACCUAAUUUCCCCAACCAUUUCCUUUUGCUUAUGCCAGUAAUAACUUUUGCAUUACUGUAAAACUAUUUUUAGGAGUUUGUAAAUAUGUAAAAUGAAAAUAUGGAAAAAUUGUGUACCAAAAUGGUAUAAAAAUGUGUAAGAUAAAUGCAAAUGCUCUGUUUAAUGAGAAGCUGUAAUUAAAUGCUGCUUUGAGAAAGUGUGCAUGAGGACAUGUUCAAUAUUCUGUGUAUCUGUAAGUUGUGUUUAUAAUAGCAAACUAUCUGUUUAUGUUGUAAAACUUCAUGCUAAUAUGAAAUAUGAAGGAAAAUGGAGUAUUUUACUUCAAGGAAGUUUCUUGGAAGACCUUAUGUGCAAAAUCAUUGUUAAAUAUGUUCAUAAUAAAGUUUUAUAUAUUUA
Molecule: messenger RNA, 5710 nt
Organism: Taeniopygia guttata (zebra finch)
Lineage: Eukaryota; Metazoa; Chordata; Aves; Passeriformes; Estrildidae
Source: RefSeq, a predicted model, not a curated record